Messenger RNA from Alternaria atra, 900 nucleotides. RefSeq lists its product as uncharacterized. The record is from RefSeq and is a predicted model, not a curated record. Lineage: Eukaryota; Fungi; Ascomycota; Dothideomycetes; Pleosporales; Pleosporaceae. Bases 1 to 900 code for a protein of 299 amino acids. Gene Ontology annotation, biological process: mitochondrial citrate transmembrane transport. The transcript is spliced from 3 exons.
AUGGUUUCAGGAGGCAAUGACAAGAAUACACCCGCGGUAGUCUCUUUGGCAGCCGGCGGCAUUGCUGGCGGUGUGGAAGGCUUUCUUUCGUACCCUCUAGAGUUCGCGAAAACGCGUGUACAGUUGAGAGCUGAGAAAGGCGUUCCGACACCGCGGAAUCCUUUCCUCGUCGUGACUCAGGUCUAUCAAAAGGAGGGAAUCAAAGCGCUUUACAAAGGCUGCGGAGCCCUGGUCUUUGGUUCAGUAGGCAAAGAUGCCGUUCGCUUUCUCUUCUUCGACCAGAUUAAGUCAUCCUUCGCAGACCCGGAUACUGGCACACUGUCCCCUCUUCGCAAUCUGUUGGCCGGCAUGACUGCUGGGGUAGUCGCAUCGAUCACUGCAGUCACACCUACCGAGCGCAUCAAAACGGCACUUAUUGAUGACGCCAGAAACGAAAAACGUUUUCGCUCCGGUUUCCAUGCAACUACAACGAUCUGGAAAGAGCACGGUAUACUCGGUCUUUACCGUGGGUUCGCAGGUACCACCCUCAAACAAGCAUCAGCGACAGCAUUCCGGAUGGGAACGUACAAUAUUCUCAAAGACUUUGAGAAGACCAAGAACAUCGAACAGAACACUGCUGUUAAUUUUGCAAACGGAUCGGUAGCAGGCGUCGUGACGACCCUCUCUACGCAGCCUUUUGAUGUUAUCAAGACGAGAUCACAGAGCGCAAAAGGUACAAGCACUGCCGAGGCUGUAAAGAGUGUAUUGUUGGAUUAUGGUAUCAAAGGAUUCUGGAAAGGCACAACGAUGAGAUUGGGGCGCACCGUGUUUAGUGGUGGCAUACUAUUCACGAGCUACGAGGCUGCUGUGAAGAUCAUCUUGCCGCUGUAUCCUGGCAUGGAGCAAGCCGAAGCAUUAUAG